Molecule: messenger RNA, 651 nt
Organism: Rubroshorea leprosula
Lineage: Eukaryota; Viridiplantae; Streptophyta; Magnoliopsida; Malvales; Dipterocarpaceae
Source: the annotation of a GenBank genome assembly
CACAAGAAAACUCACUCGGUGAUCAAUUCACAUUAGAUUCCUUUCAAUUUCCUCUUCACAUAUUCUUCACCUGCAAAAAUGUCUUCUGGUGGAUGUGGCUGCGGAUCCGGCUGCAAGUGCGGCAGUGGAUGCAGCUGCGGCAUGUACCCUGAUAUAGCCGAGAAGACCACCACUGUAACCACCGUCGCUGGAGUUGCUCCAGUGAAGAUGGUUUCUGAGCAGUCCGAGAUGGCUUCCGAGGGUGGGCAUGCAUGCAAGUGCGGAUCAAACUGCAGCUGCGAUCCUUGCAGAUGCUAAUGAAGAAGACGGGCAUGAGCAUGCCAAAAACAAAGCAGCAGCGUCAGUCAUGUGUAACAACUUGAUGUAAGACUAAAAAUAUGGUAUCGUUUGGGUCUACCUAGCUAUGUAUUAUCUAUGAAACAGCUUGCUAUAAAUAAGACAGCCAUGAAUUUGGCUUGGAUCUCUGUUUAUGUCCUGUAUUGAGUCGCUGCUUUGUUUGAAACAGAAGCUGCUUUGUAUUUGAUUAAAUCUCUAGUCUAAUACGUCUCCUUUGGUUAUGUUGUAAACCGUCUUAUUUCUUUUCAAAUUUCUGCAUUUUCUGGUGAUUAUUUUAGUACGUAUUUGAAAUUCAAAUAAGUUUCCAUUAAUUUA